Polyodon spathula (Mississippi paddlefish) is the source of this 1662-nucleotide messenger RNA. Its product is annotated as tyrosine-protein phosphatase non-receptor type 6-like. The coding region runs from base 292 to 1662 and encodes 456 amino acids. The record is from RefSeq and is a predicted model, not a curated record. Gene Ontology annotation, biological process: protein dephosphorylation. The transcript has 11 exons. Gene Ontology annotation, molecular function: protein tyrosine phosphatase activity. NCBI's taxonomy places the organism in Eukaryota, Metazoa, Chordata, Actinopteri, Acipenseriformes, Polyodontidae.
CAGUUUCAAAAGAAACACAGGGAAACUUCACUCCUUUGUAAAAAAAAAAAAAAAAAAAAAAAAAAAAGGUGCAUUGUUAAUGUCUACAAUUUUGAAUAUUUCACUGGCUUUUGAAGAAGAGUUACUUCUGGAAACAACGAGAGAGCGAGAGAGAGAAUUGCAACAGAUAUAUGUUUAUUUGUAGCAGUGUUUGAUGUACAGACACAGACACAGUCACACUCACGCACACACAAAAUCUGAUUUCAGUUGCAAAGAUUCUUCAAGCUUUGUGACCACAACAAUUGAUCAACCAUGGUUAGGUGGUUCCAUCGUGAUCUCAGUGGGGUCGAUGCUGAGGCGAUGCUGAAAUCCCGCGGAAUGCAUGGCAGCUUCUUAUGCCGCCCAAGCCGCAAGAACCAGGGAGAUUUCUCCCUGUCUGUCAGGGUGGGUGAGCUGGUGACUCACAUUCGGAUCCAAAACACAGGUGAUUUCUAUGACCUGUACGGAGGGGAGAAGUUUGCCACGCUGUCAGAGCUUGUGGAGUAUUACACCACAGAGCACGGGACCCUGCAGGACCGGGAUGGGACCCUCAUCGAGCUGCGCUACCCUUUGAACUGCUCCGAGCCCACCUCUGAGAGGUGGUACCACGGGCACCUGUCUGGUCAGGCUGCUGAGAAGCUGCUGUGGCAGAAGGGGGAGGAGGGCACCUUUCUGGUGAGGGAGAGUCUGAGCAAGCCUGGGGACUUCGUCCUGUCAAUCCUGACCGGAGAGAGCAUGGAGGUGAACGGAGACCAGAGGAACAGAGUCUCACAUGUCAAGAUCAUGUGCAAGGGUGGUCGCUACACUAUUGGAGGUGUGGAGCAGUUUGAAAACCUCACUGACCUGGUGGAGCACAUUAAACAGAAUGUGAUCGAAGAGGUGUCUGGAACCAAGGUCUACCUGAAACAGCCCUACUACUCGACCCGUAUCAACGCUGCAGACAUCGACAGCCGCGUUCAGGUCCUGACAAAAACAAACGAGACUGACGAGGCGAGCAAGAACAAGGCGGGAUUCUGGGAGGAGUUCGACGCUCUUCAAAAGCAAGAAGCCAAACUGAAGAAGAGCCGCAACGAGGGGAUGAGACCAGAGAACAAGAGCAAGAACCGCUACAAGAACAUCCUGCCCUUUGAUGAGACUCGAGUUAUCUUGCAGUCAGGUGAUCCCAGAAUCAUUGGCUCUGAUUACAUCAAUGCAAACUACAUCUCGAAUUUGCUGACAGAGUCAUGUGACAGGAAAAAGUUCAUCGCCUCACAGGGCUGCCUCGCCACUACAGUCAAUGACUUCUGGGAGAUGGUGUGGCAGGAGAGGUCAAGAGUCAUCGUCAUGACCACCAGGGAGGUGGAGAAGGGAAGGAACAAGUGUGCUCGUUACUGGCCGGAGCCGAAGGAAACGAAGGAGUUCGGGUCGUUCCUGGUGAGACACGUGAGCGAGCAUGACGCCGUCGACUACACCGUGAGAGUGUUGCAGAUCAGUCCACUGAACCAGAGUGAUGACCAGCGCAAGAUCUGGCACUACCAGUAUCUCAGCUGGCCGGAUCACGGGGUCCCCACGGAGCCCGGGGGGGUGCUUAGCUUCCUGGAGCAGGUGAACAACAGGCAGAGUGAACUAAGGAAUGCCGGGCCCAUCAUAGUGCACUGCAGGUAA